AUGACCGUCAACAAGAGCAGAAUCCUCAUCGUCGGCACUGGCGGCAUUGGCACCGUGUCCGCGUACUCGCUCGAACGAGGCGGCGCUGCUGAAGUGACUGCUGUGAUGCGAUCAAACUACGACGCUGCUGUCAAGAAGGGAAUCGACAUUGACUCGGUCCAGUACGGCCAGGUCAAGGCGUGGAGGCCAACAUCCAUCGUCAAAUCCGUUCCCGACGUCUCGAAAGAGAAUAUCCCCCCCUUCGACUACAUCGUCGUAACAACAAAAAACAUCCCAGACGCACCCCCCACAGUCUCCGACCUCAUCGCCCCCGCCGUAACCCCCGGCAAAACAGCCAUCGUUCUGUCCCAAAACGGCCUCAACAUCGAGAAGCCCCUAAUCGCGCGCUUCCCCACAAACCCGCUAAUCAGCAGCGUCGUCUACACAGGGGCCACAAUCACCGGGCCCGCAAGCGUUUAUCACGACGACGAGGAGUGCCAGAAGAUCGGCGCAUUCGUGAGCCCAGGUGUCCCCGCCACUGUUGCAGAGGAGGCUGCGCAGCGCUACGUGCGCAUAUUCAACCCCAGAGGUGAGUUGGAGAUAAUAUACGAGCCGGAUGUGGCGACAACGCGCUGGCGCAAGAUCGCAUAUAAUGGGAGCAUGAACCCCAUCGCGACGAUUCUGGGGAUGGAUACCCCGCGGAUGCGCAUGACGGUGCAUGUCAUCGACGACCUGAUCCUGCCUAUUGUGCGGGAGGUGCGAGAAAUCGCGAGGGCGUGUGGGGUGACGCUUCCUGCGGAGAAGGAUCUGGCGGGUGCGAUUCUGCAUCAGGAUCCGAACGAUACGGCGUUUAAACCGAGUAUGUGCCAGGAUUAUGAGAAGGGGAAUCUGAUGGAGAUUGAGAAUAUCCUGGGCGAGCCGUUGAGGGAGGCGGAGCGGGUUGGUGUGGCGGCGCCGAAUUUGAGGAUUGUUUAUAGCAUUAUGAAGGGGUUGCAGGUUAGGGUUAAGGAGAGCAGGGGGCUUUGGGAGGCCAAGUUUCAGCCGGGGAAUCCGUAUGAAUAG
Messenger RNA from Aspergillus puulaauensis, 1041 nucleotides. Its product is annotated as ketopantoate reductase family protein. Bases 1 to 1041 code for a protein of 346 amino acids. The record is from RefSeq and is a predicted model, not a curated record. Gene Ontology annotation, molecular function: 2-dehydropantoate 2-reductase activity. The transcript has 2 exons. Gene Ontology annotation, cellular component: cytoplasm. Gene Ontology annotation, biological process: pantothenate biosynthetic process. Lineage: Eukaryota; Fungi; Ascomycota; Eurotiomycetes; Eurotiales; Aspergillaceae.